UGAAAGCUCGAAAUACUGUUUACCUGAUUUUAAAAUGGUAGAUAUUUUAAAAGCACUUUGUAAAUAGAGUAUACGUGUUAGAAAUAUUUAAAUCAUUAUUUAUAUUUAAGUCGAUAUUUAUUAUCAUGAGUUGGAGUGAAGAAGAAUGGAAAAGCGGACUUUCUUUUAAUGCGUUAGAAAAAAUCACAUUUUUGGAAGAAUCUGUCGAAAGUUAUCGAAAAGAAAUCAACCAGUAUAAAUACAAAACAGAAAAUCUAGAGCGGCAACUCGAUGACACUAAAAAAAAACUUGAAGAUAUAAAUAAAGAAAAAACAAAUUUAGAAAGAAAUUUAUCAGAUCUCCAUGUAAAAUAUGAAAAAGAACAAGAAAAAUCUAAACGAAUGUAUGCUAGCUUUAAUAAAAAAGAAACGAUUAUUCACGACCUUAACGAACGGGUUGUUAGCUUAAAGCAAGACAAUGAUAAAAAGUGCAGACAAAUUGAAAAACUUGAAUUUCAGUUAGAAACUUUGAACUCAAAAUACAUUGAUAAUGACUUAAAAGCUAAAGAAAAUACGAAUCGAUUUAACCAAUCAUCGGCUAAUAGUAUCCAAAGAAUCGAAGAGCUAGAAGAGCGAAUUCAGCGACACGUUAAAGAGAAUAAAGAUCUUCAAGAAUCUAAUGAUGAAAUAAUUAAAGAAUCUUUUGAAAAACAGGAAUGUUUAAAAGAUGAAAUUGAAAAUUUGAAGAUUCAAAUUCAACGGUUAGAAAAUAAAUGUGCAUCACUUGAAAGGGCGAACGGAAAUGCGGUUUUCUCUAAAAGCAUAGCCGAAGCUAAAGAUCAGGUUAAAGAUACUUAUUUGGAGAGAGAUGAUCUCUUUAUGAGAAACAAAGUCCUUCAAGAAGAGGUUCAAGCUUUGAAAAAAACUUUGCGCGAAAAAAACCUGUCAUGGUAUAUAGAGGGAAAUAAGUGUCAUACGCGAAGUCUUUGUUCGUGCUCUGAAAAUUUGAAGACUAAUAACAUCAGUGACCUUACCAACCGUGUAGAUUCUGGACUUUGUCAUUCCCAUGAAGUUCUUUUAUCUAAAGUGGAAUCUUUAAACUCUGUAGAGCUAGCUCAAGUUGAUCACGAUUUUGAAAGCCAAGUCUAUGUUCAAAUUAAUGGUGCUGCUUUACCCUUUAAUGAGAGAUUUUCCUCUCACAAGAAUUCUGAUGCUUUUGUUGAAAAAUCUGCAGACGUUUGUAUGUCUGAAAAGGAAAAAUUAAAACAUGAAAUUGAACAAAUGAAAGACAUAUAUAUAAAUCACAUGCGUGUUUGUAAUUCUACGGCAAAGAAACAAUCAUCAAUAAAUAAUGCAAUUGAUCAAGAGAACGAUUCAAAGCACGACGAAAGGGAUCAUAAGGUGCAAGAACUAGAGCAAAAACUAAUUGAUGAGAAAAGCCAGUGUUUAAGACUUCAAGAAGAAUUGAGUACUCGUUGCAGUGACGUAUUAACUACAAGACUUGAGAGCAUUGAAGAAACAGUUAAAUGUUUACGAAAUCAAUAUCGUGACGCAAAGGAUAAUGACAUAUUGACUGCUGUUAUCAAGCAGUUUAGUACUGAUAUCACUGAAAAUUUUCUUCAUGUGCAAGACUUUAUUCAGAGCGCACAUAGUAAGACUCGCGAGAAAAUUAUUGCCUACUUCGAAAAAACGAAUUAUCAAAAAGUAAACAAAACUCCAACUAGAGAAUUAAAAAAUGAAAAUGAAUUUAUUCGUGUGGAAAGUAGAGUCAACAAAAAAAGAAAUUUUAUUGGCGAUCUAGAAAAUAUGAAAAACUCUCUAAGCAGCAUUCAGCAAAAUAUACACGGAUACGAAUGUCAAGUAAGCACCAUCGAAGAAGAGAGAGAUCGUUUCCAUGAAGAACUUGUCAAAAUGGUCGAGGUUAUGCAACAUAAAGACGAAGAAAUUGUAAAAUAUAAAUGUAUGUACGAAGCCGAGAAAGUAAAAGUUGCUGAUAACGAUUCUUGCUUUAAACGAGAGAUGGAAGCGCUAAAAACAGAACAACUUGAAAUUUACGAAGAAUUUCGAGAAAUGUGCGAUAAUCUCAAAAAAAAAGACGUUGAGCUUCUAAAUAAAACAAAAGAAAUAAAACUAAAAACUAAGGAAUGGAGAGAAAAAGAAGAUUCUCUUAACGAAAACAUCUCAUCGUUGCAAAAUGAAUGCUCCCAGAUUACGCACGAUAAAGUUCGUAUAGAAAACGAACUUGAAGUAAAAAGUAAAGAAGUUACUAGUUUAAUAAAAAGAGUUCACCAUUCUAUUGAUCAUAUAAAACAUCUUUUUGAUUGCUUGUCAAGAGUUGAAAAAAUGUUUCAAGAUGCGAAGAAAAAAGGUUUAUAUCCAUAAACAAUUUAUCAAUGUCAAACUUGGUUAUGUCUUGCAGUUUUAUCUUUUUUUAAAUAAAUUAAAUUUAAUAGGUCACUAAAAAAAUUUUUUUGUAAAAUAAACAUGCACUUAACAGUGCACGGAUCUAUAAUACUACAUAUAAGUCGGUCGUCCAAAAUGAAAUAUAUUACUAUUAGGGUCUAUCUUACUUUUCAUUUCUGCAAAGUAAAUAUUUUAUCCGGCUUUAUUAUUACCGGCAGUUACGAAGUUGUUGAUGAGAUAAAUUAACCGCAAAAAUGUCCGAGAGCAUUAAAGACGAUGAUUAGGUAAAAUAACUUUUUC
Messenger RNA from Hydra vulgaris (swiftwater hydra), 2681 nucleotides. Its product is annotated as GRIP and coiled-coil domain-containing protein 2. NCBI's taxonomy places the organism in Eukaryota, Metazoa, Cnidaria, Hydrozoa, Anthoathecata, Hydridae. The record is from RefSeq and is a predicted model, not a curated record.